Messenger RNA from Talpa occidentalis (Iberian mole), 2193 nucleotides. It is a transcript of the gene POLE2, whose product is annotated as DNA polymerase epsilon 2, accessory subunit. The coding region runs from base 363 to 1766 and encodes 467 amino acids. The transcript has 19 exons. Gene Ontology annotation, biological process: error-prone translesion synthesis; DNA-templated DNA replication. Gene Ontology annotation, molecular function: DNA binding. Gene Ontology annotation, cellular component: epsilon DNA polymerase complex. The record is from RefSeq and is a predicted model, not a curated record. NCBI's taxonomy places the organism in Eukaryota, Metazoa, Chordata, Mammalia, Eulipotyphla, Talpidae.
CCCGGGCAGAGUCUCCUCGCCUGAGGAACGGCCGCCGCGGGCUCCGGCCUGGGGAGAGCAGGCAAGUUGCUCAACUCGUCACUUUCAGGUCUCGGCUUCUCGGAGUCGCGCUCCUUGCCCCGCGGCUGCACAGGUGGGCCGGGCUCCGCCCUCGCGGCCCGGGCGGAGAUGGCUCCGUCUGCAGCGCCGAGGAGCCUCCACACAGCUCUCCGUGGUGCUGGACCAGUUUGCACGCCCACCAGCAGUGCAGUGAAGCUAUUAAGUACCUCACAGAAGCUCUUCAGUCCGUCAGUGAAAUAGAGCUUGAAGAUGCACUGGAAAAGAUCAUCGAUGCAGUUGAAAAGCAACCCUUGUCAUCAAACAUGAUUGAACGAUCAGUAGUGGAAGCAGCAGUCCAAGAAUGCAGUCAGUCUGUAGAUGAAACUAUAGAACAUAUUUUCAAUAUCAUUGGAGCCUUUGAUAUUCCACGCUUUGUGUACAAUUCAGAAAGAAAAAAAUUUCUCCCUCUUUCAAUGACCAACCACCCUGCACCAAGUUUAUUUGGAACAGCCCGAGAUAAAGCAGAGUUAUUUCGUGAACGAUACACCAUUUUGCACCAGCGGACACACAGACAUGAAUUAUUUACUCCUCCAGUGAUAGGUUCUCACCCUGAUGAAAGUGGAAACAAAUUCCAGCUUAAAACAAUAGAAACCUUAUUGGGCAGUACAACCAAAAUUGGAGAUGUGAUUGUUCUUGGAAUGAUAACUCAGUUAAAGGAGGGCAAAUUUUAUCUGGAAGACCCUACAGGAACAGUACAACUGGAUCUUAGUAAAGCUCAGUUCCAUAGUGGUUUAUAUACAGAGUCAUGCUUUGUCUUAGCAGAAGGUUGGUUUGAAGAUCAAAUAUUUCAUGUCAAUGCCUUUGGAUUUCCACCCACUGAACCCUCUAGUACUACCAGGGCAUACUAUGGAAAUAUUAAUUUUUUUGGAGGACCUUCUAAUACGUCUGUGAAGACUUCUACAAAACUGAAACAACUAGAAGAUGAGAAUAAAGAUGCUAUGUUUGUGUUUAUAUCUGAUGUUUGGUUGGACCGAGUAGAAGUACUAGAAAAACUUCACACCAUGUUUUCUGGUUACUCACCAGCACCUCCAACCUGCUUUAUACUGUGUGGUAAUUUCUCAUCUGCACCAUAUGGAAAAAAUCAAGUUAAGGCUUUGAAAGAUUCCCUAAAAUCUUUGGCAGACAUAAUAUGUGAAUAUCCAAGUAUUCACCAAAGCAGUCGUUUUGUGUUUGUACCUGGCCCAGAGGAUCCUGGAUUUGGUUCUAUCCUACCGAGGCCACCACUUGCUGAAUGCAUCACUAAUGAAUUCAAACAACGAGUACCAUUUUCAGUUUUUACUACGAAUCCCUGCAGAAUUCAGUAUUGUACACAAGAAAUUAUUGUCUUUCGUGAAGACUUGGUGAAUAAAAUGUGCAGGAACUGUGUCCGUUUUCCUAGUAGAAACUGGGAUAUUCCUAAUCAUUUUGUAAAGACUAUCUUAUCCCAAGGACACCUGACUCCUCUACCUCUUUAUGUCUGCCCAGUGUACUGGGCAUAUGACUAUACUUUGAGAGUGUAUCCUGUGCCUGAUCUACUUGUCAUCGCAGACAAAUAUGACCCUUUCUCUUUGACCAAUACUGAAUGCCUCUGCAUAAAUCCUGGCUCUUUUCCAAGAAGUGGAUUUUCAUUCAAGGUUUUUUAUCCUUCCAGUAAGACAAUAGAAGAUAGCAAACUUCAAGGGUUUUGAGCCUUCCAGACCAUCUGCAGUAAAUUUUCUUCUUAAUCUUGUAUUUUAUGUAGUUUUGAUAUUAAGUUACAAUAAAAUUAUAGUACACCUUAGAACGUUGUACUUAAAUUUGUAUUUUAUGAAAUUUUGGUAUUAGCAACCAUGAUGAUGGUACACUUUACAAAGUUUUAUAAGAAAAAUAGUUUCUGGGCCUCCCCGGUGGCACAGCGGUUGAGCGCUGGGUUGCGAAGCUGCCUGCAGCCUCUGCAGUGGCGGUUCGAUCCCCGGCUGCUCCCCGGCCACUGGAGGAGGGUCCCACAUGGCGCGCAGACCUCUCCUGCCGCCCGCUGCUCCCCUCAGCAGUGUACUUCAGUCCUUCUGCCUGCUCUGCUCCCUGCUCUGGCUCUGGUGAAUUCUCUCACCCUCCCACACUUCUGACUGUACCCAG